This is a messenger RNA of Vespula vulgaris, 2846 nucleotides long. It is a transcript of the gene Ns3, whose product is annotated as large subunit GTPase 1 homolog. Gene Ontology annotation, cellular component: cytosol. Gene Ontology annotation, biological process: ribosomal subunit export from nucleus. The transcript is spliced from 4 exons. The coding region runs from base 151 to 2034 and encodes 627 amino acids. The record is from RefSeq and is a predicted model, not a curated record. Gene Ontology annotation, molecular function: GTP binding; GTPase activity. NCBI's taxonomy places the organism in Eukaryota, Metazoa, Arthropoda, Insecta, Hymenoptera, Vespidae.
AGUAACAUUCAGUGUGUAUCUCGAUUCAUGAAUAAAAGAGCAACCAUGGCGCCAUCUAUCUUGAAUAUUAUCAAACAGUUACGUUGAUUAAUUUACAGACCAUAGUGUAAUAUUGUGUAAUGUUUUAAAGGAAAAUAUAAUUAAAAAAAAAUGGGAAAGAAAACUAAAGCGCAGAAUUUAGGAAAAUCUUUAAUCAGAGAUCGUUUUAGUUCUUCGACCGCUAGAAAGUUUCGUGGAGAUGUAUCGAAGCUACAUUCUGAAAAUGUUAACGAUGGAUACGAUUGGGCAUGUCUUAAUCUUCAAUCUGUUACGGAAGAAAGCUCUUUCGAAGAAUUUCUUUCGACUGCUGAUCUUGCUGGAACGGAAUUCAAUGCAGAAAAGUUAAACAUCAAAUUUGUUAAUUUACAAGGUCUACCGGGAUUAUUGAACAAAGAUGAGAAAAAAAAGGUUUUGGAAGCUCACGAAAAAAAUAAAGGAUUUCUUAAAAUACCGAGAAGACCCAAAUGGGAUAGUUCUACUACGGGAGAAGAUUUACAAGCUAGAGAAAAAGAAGAAUUUUUAGAGUGGAGACGUGGUUUAGCUAUGUUACAAGAAGCAGAGGGUCUUAUACUUACACCUUAUGAAAAAAAUUUAGAAUUUUGGAGACAAUUAUGGAGAGUGGUAGAACGUAGCGACGUUAUUGUUCAAAUUGUUGAUGCAAGAAAUCCUUUAUUGUUCCGCUGUGAAGACUUGGAAAAUUAUGUCAAGGAAAUUGAUUCUAAAAAAAUUAAUUUAAUUCUUAUCAACAAGGCAGACUUUUUAACUGACCAUCAAAGACAGUUGUGGGCGGAAUACUUUACAAGCAUUAAUAUGCGAAUUGCUUUUUUUUCCGCUAAGUUAGCUGCGGAAAAUGAGAAAAUUGAGGAAGAAUCGAAUGAGGAUGUUGAAGAUCCCGUUGAUGAGCAGGAAAAUGAUGAUAGUGAUGAGAACUCUAUAAGUAAUGAUGAAAAUGAUGAAAAUGAUGAAAGUAAAGAAGAGUUAUUAGAUAAUGUAAUAGAGAAUACAGAUAUAGAAGAUGAAGAUAAUAAAAUAUCUGAACUUGGAGAAAAUAAAUCAUCAAUUAAUAAUUCUCCAGAAUUAUUAACUAGGGAUAAGUUGAUUUUAUUAUUUAGAUCAAUAUAUAAAGAAAAAACAUAUCUGGAAGGGGUUACAACAAUUGGUAUGGUAGGAUAUCCUAAUGUUGGUAAAAGCUCUACGAUUAAUGCAUUAUUACAAUACAAAAAAGUCUCAGUAUCUGCUACACCAGGCAAAACAAAGCAUUUUCAAACUCUUUUUUUGGAUAAAGAUUUACUUUUAUGCGAUUGUCCUGGUUUAGUGAUGCCGUCGUUUGUUUGUACUAAAGCUGAUAUGAUUUUAAAUGGCAUAUUGCCAAUAGAUCAAAUGAGAGACCAUGUUCCACCAGUUACGUUACUUGGUACGUUAAUGCCUAGAUAUGUACUUGAAGAUAUAUAUGGAAUUAUGCUACCUAUACCAGUAGAAGGAGAGGAUCCAGAUCGAUCACCAACUGCAGAAGAAAUUUUAAAUGCAUAUGGAUAUAAUAGAGGUUUUAUGACACAAAAUGGGCAACCAGAUAAUCCACGAACUGCUCGUUACGUUUUAAAAGAUUUUGUAAAUGGCAAACUGUUAUAUUGCGUUGCCCCACCAACACAAAAUCAAAAUGAAUUUCAUCAGUUUCCACCUCCGCGAAGAAUUAAAACAGAAAAUACUCACAUACCACCUAGAAUGGCUCGUGUAAUAGGGGGAAGAAAAGCUAUGUCUGAAGAAUUGGAUAAAAAAUUUUUAAACCAAGUAUGCAGCGGUGUUCAUACUAGAGGUGUUCUUGGAAAAUCAUCUGGUACACCAUGGAAUAUCAAUCAUAAUGGUGUGGAUUCUGUAGCUGGUUCAAUGCAAAGUCUUUGUAUCGAGGAAAAACCUUGGAAAAAAAUUAAUAAGCAUUGUAAUAAAAAAAAACGGGAAAAGGCUAGAAGAUUAUAUAGUUAUCUUGAUCAACAUUGAUAUGGAAAAAUAUGAUGCACAAAUUAUGAUUUUCCUUAACUUAGGAAAUUAUUAUGUUACAAAGAAUGAGUUCUAUAACAUAUAAGUUACUGAAUUUAAGAAAAAUGAGCAUUCGUUUUCCAUCAAAUAAUAAAAGAAAUUAAUCGUCUGUAUAAUAUACACAAUCAUAUAUAUAUAUAUGUAUAUAAUUAUAAUAUAUAUAUAUAUAAUUAUAUAUAUAUAUAUAUAUAUAUAAUAUAAUAAAGUUAAAAUAUUUUGUUUUUGUAACUUUCAUAUUUAUUUUUAUUAAUAUCUUGCCAAUACAUUGGCAUCCUAUUCCCCAAUACAAUUCUUUUAACUUGGCGCGCAUAUCUUCUAUAAAUUCUAUAUAUGAUACAAAUGUGUCAGAUUUACAAAAUUUAUUUAACCAAAAAUGAUCAUUAUUUAAAUAGGAAGCACUUAUCAUUCGUCUUCAUUGUUACUCUUAAAUCUAUAUCAGUAAAUUCAAGAAACGAUAUAAUAAAAAUUAUAUAUAGUUUUUUAUAAUUUAUAUCGGAGCCUGUGUAAUAACGCUUCAAAGGUAGCAUUACCUUAGUAGAAAAGUACCGUGUGCAAAAUUGUUCUAGCAAAUUUCGAUUCAAAUUCAUGCAACAAUUCAUCUAUAUCAUUGUCUAAGUCUUCGCUAUUGGCCAACUGAAAUGUGAUAAAAUAUAUUAUUAUUCUUUAUAUAUUACUGUCUAUCCUUCGUAAUUAUUGUAGAUAAAUAAUUAUAUAAAUAAAUAAAUGAGAUAUAAAAAUUGUAACAAUUAAUAAAAAGAAAAAGGUUAAAAAUA